UGUGAAAGGAAAGCGAAGCCCCGGGUUUUUCCUAGGUCUUCCGUACCGCUCCUCGCCGAUAGCUGCCGCCAGCCGUUGAGCAGUCGUCGGAGUGGGAGCCGUGUCUGCCUCUGGUAAUCCCCACAGAUUACGUGGUCAUCGCCGACGACUUGAACCGAGGGUUUCACCUUUUGGAUCAUUGUCUUCACUUCCAUGGAGGAGUCCACAAAGAGGAGGGAGAGGCUUCGGGCCAUGAGCUUGCAGGCUUCUCGGGCCAUGGUCACCACCUUGGAACCCUCCUACUCACCCUUGACUGUUCCCCCACCACUCCUUUUGCUACCUCAAAUCUCUAACUCUCCAAUCCAGCCACCACUGGCCCUUGAGUGCCAGCCAUCCAUCUCUAAUAGUGAUUUCUUUAUCACCGAUCCCCUGUCAGCCUUCACGUCCAGCAAGAGGAUGCGAGGUGUUGGUGCCAUCGGAUUUAACUCUUCCAGCCAUGGUGUUGGUACCAUCGGAUUGACUCCCUCAACCCCCUAUCAUCCAGCACCAUCAUCUUUUCCUACUGUUAUAGCAGGAAGAGGGAACAAUCAGUUUCAUAUGUCCCAGCCUCCAGAUUCUAUUUCUUAUAAAAUGCCAUCAUGUGGUCUUCAUAGCAGUCCGUGGAGAAGCCCUGUACGGUUGCUAACUCCUUUCUCUGGGCACCAAGGAACUCCUGCUAGUGGCCGAGGUUCCUGGAAUAGAUCUGGUGGUAUCCGUGGCUUUCCCACAAACUCUCCAAUUAGUGUUCUCUCAGGCCCUCAUUUUGGACCUUGGGGAAGCCCUAAUAGCAUUGCCCAAAGUAGUGGUACUCCACAAUCAAUUUCUGUCAGAGGCAGUAGCCUACAAAUUAGCAGUGGCUCAAGUCUGAAACCAGCUACUUGUGGUAGAGGCCAAAGUUCUAAUGACAAAGCCUCAGUUCAAAGAAAACCUAAGAGAUACUACUGUAAGUCAAUGCUUGAAGAUCCUUGGCGCAACUUAGAACCUAUUGUUGGAAAUAUACUGGAGCCAAUGGCUGGCCCUGGAUAUUGGCUUCCAGAAUCAAUAUCUGGGAAGAAACGUAAAGUAUCUGAGACUCAGAGUAUCAAUAAACUUAAUUCUAAGUGGAGCCUUGCUGAGGUCCUUGCAGAUUCUUUUGAAGAGGCCAUCAAUCAUGAUUAAAUUUAAUCUUAAGUCCCACAAUUGCUUCUAACAUUUUAUGGGAAUAUUUUGCAACAGCUAUAACAUUAUGGAUCAUCGAAGAUAUGAUUAUCAGCAUCAUGAGUGUUUUUGUUGGCAAGAUCGACUAAAUUAGGUGCAGAAUGAUUGUAGAAAAUGAUGUUUGUUUGAGCAAUAUGCAUAUAAAGUUGCGGUUGGAUUGAAUAUCAAGCACUGCUGUAUCAAAUGAAACUGUAUUGAUAUAGUUGAUCUGCAAAGCUAACAAGCUAUGUAUAUAAGCCUAAGAUUUGAGUCAAGGGCUCAGGAAUAUUCUUGGACAAUUGGAAUUGAUGUGCUGCUCAGUGUAAUUUUCAUUUCUAGUGUGUAGGAAGAUGUUUUAUUUAUAAAUUAUGAUGCAAAUGCAAUAUUAACUGCAA
Molecule: messenger RNA, 1589 nt
Organism: Musa acuminata AAA Group (dessert banana)
Lineage: Eukaryota; Viridiplantae; Streptophyta; Magnoliopsida; Zingiberales; Musaceae
Product: protein SICKLE
Exons: 3
Coding region: 193-1176 (327 amino acids)
Biological process (GO): miRNA processing; mRNA splicing, via spliceosome
Source: RefSeq, a predicted model, not a curated record